Messenger RNA from Condylura cristata (star-nosed mole), 538 nucleotides. RefSeq names its product midkine (neurite growth-promoting factor 2) (gene MDK). The coding region runs from base 50 to 481 and encodes 143 amino acids. Lineage: Eukaryota; Metazoa; Chordata; Mammalia; Eulipotyphla; Talpidae. Gene Ontology annotation, molecular function: growth factor activity. The transcript has 5 exons. The record is from RefSeq and is a predicted model, not a curated record.
CCUUUCCCAGGCUCCCCAACACGAAGCAAAGCACCUCCCAGCGCCUAGGAUGCAGCACCGAGGCGUCCUCCUCCUCACCCUCCUCGCCCUGCUGGCGCUCACCUCUGCUGUGGCCAAAAAGAAAGACAAAGUGAAGAAGGGCGGCCCGGGGACCGAGUGCGCGGAGUGGACCUGGGGACCCUGCACCCCCAGCAGCAAGGACUGCGGUGUGGGUUUCCGCGAGGGUACCUGCGGGGCCCAGACCCAGCGCAUCCGGUGCAGAGUGCCCUGCAACUGGAAGAAGGAGUUCGGAGCCGACUGCAAGUACAAGUUUGAGAACUGGGGGGCGUGUGAUGGGGGCACCGGCACCAAAGCGCGCCAAGGCACCCUGAAGAAGGCGCGGUACAAUGCCCAGUGCCAGGAGACCAUCCGUGUGACCAAGCCCUGCACCCCCAAAACCAAAGCCAAGGCUAAAGCCAAGAAAGGGAAGGGAAAGGACUAGUGCCCAGCGGAUGCCAGAGCCCUGGCCCACCCCUCACUGGCCCCAAAGAAAACCUAC